This is a messenger RNA of Sclerotinia borealis F-4128, 1200 nucleotides long. The record is from the annotation of a GenBank genome assembly. NCBI's taxonomy places the organism in Eukaryota, Fungi, Ascomycota, Leotiomycetes, Helotiales, Sclerotiniaceae.
AUGGAUGAAAACCGCACUAAUAAUGUUUUCCCAGAAAGGGUCGAGACCUCCAUUAGUACAUCAGGCAGUCUCAUUCCUCUUAAAUCUAUAUUAGAAACAAGAGCUCGAGACUCAUUGCUCAGUGUCUACAUCAUAAGUGUUCCAGCGAAAAAAGCUAGUGGUGUUCUAAAUUUGACACGGAAACUUUUCCCCGAAGAUGGUGGUUUUGACCUACAACAUAUCAGGAGAUUUGCGAAACAAGCGGAUGUUCCAGAUCACGUUCGCUCUUUUCUCCUAGGCGCAAAUAUCGACAGCAAUGACAUUGAUCAAGUCGAUGCUGAAUCUCCUGAACUUUUCCUGCUUGUGGGAGCUACGAAUCUCAUCAGCUCGGAAGAAUUGCGCAAUGCUCUCUCUCCAAUCUUAGAUCCAAUAACCAUUCACUCCAUAAAGGUACCUUUGUUAGCUCCAACGUCGCAAGAGCAAGCCAUGUCUUGGUCAUCUCAAUAUUGGCCCAUAGUAUACAAAAAGAGCAAUCCGUUUGGUCCCCACCCAGCCAUUGUGUCCAGGGCCGAAAAAGAAGUACAGGAAAAAGUUAGGAAGUGGAUGGACUUGGCGGCCGAAGUGGCCCGCUCCUCGAGCAAGACAGGUAUCGGGGAGCAAAUUGGUGCUGUAGUUGUCGAACGAAAGAAUGGAAUUGAACGUACACUUGCGGUUGCUGGUGAUGCGAGAUGGAUGAAGUGGCCACGAGUUGGCUCAGGAAAUGUUACUGCACAUGCAACACUUCGAGCUAUUGCAAUGAUAGCAGAUGGAAUAAAAGUUCAAGAGGAAAGGAAAGCUGACAUAGUCUCAGAAACGAGUACAUCAGAUGAAAAUACGAUCUUUAAUGACCAAUCAUUGGAUAUCCUUGAGACAAAGCACCUCAAGUCAUCCGAAUGGAUCGACGGGUAUCUUUGCCACGAUCUGGAGCUCUAUAUGACACAUGAGCCAUGUGUAAUGUGCUCGAUGGCUAUUGUACAUUCUCGUUUUGGACGUGUGGUAUUUGGACAUCGUAUGCCGAAGACUGGUGGUCUCUGUGCAGACAGUGAGCUUGGUCACGGUCUUUUCUGGCGUAAGGAGCUGAAUUGGUCUUUGCUUGCCUGGCAGUGGAUCUCCAGCGAAAAAGAAAUUGAUGCUUCUAAAAACCCACAAAACCUGCUAUCGCAGCUUGGUGUACAUGCCUAA